AUGAAGUUUACCAUUCUCAGCUCUUUUCUCUUCUUGGCUACUGCCGCCAUGGCUGGAAGUGGCAGCUCUGACUCCACAUACUCCGAGUCCAACUCAAUAAACGAUUCCGGUUCGAGUUGGGGCAAUGAGGGCUCAUCAGAAGGCUCAGGUAUUACCCAAGCUUCAGGCAGUCAGUAUACUGCUGCCGCCAAUCGAGACGACUCUUGGGCAUCUGGUGACCAGAGCAAUGGAGUCACCAUGCAGCAGUCGACCUGGACUACCACAUUCACAACUACCAACUCAAACGGCCAGACUACCACCGAGACUUCUACUGUUACCAGUAAUGUUCAAUCCAACUCCAAUAGUACCUCCACCACUACUGCUACGGGUACCUCUACUGGGAAUAGCACAAACGGUGCUUUUCCCCGCCAGACUGGCUUGGGAAUGACAGCUGGUGGUGUUGCUGGUCUACUUGGUGUCCUCGCGAUCCUGUAG
This is a messenger RNA of Penicillium malachiteum, 474 nucleotides long. RefSeq lists its product as uncharacterized. The coding region runs from base 1 to 474 and encodes 157 amino acids. NCBI's taxonomy places the organism in Eukaryota, Fungi, Ascomycota, Eurotiomycetes, Eurotiales, Aspergillaceae. The transcript has a single exon. The record is from RefSeq and is a predicted model, not a curated record.